Messenger RNA from Mizuhopecten yessoensis (Yesso scallop), 3261 nucleotides. Its product is annotated as elongation of very long chain fatty acids protein 6-like. Gene Ontology annotation, molecular function: fatty acid elongase activity. Gene Ontology annotation, cellular component: endoplasmic reticulum membrane. Bases 68 to 886 code for a protein of 272 amino acids. Gene Ontology annotation, biological process: fatty acid elongation, saturated fatty acid; fatty acid elongation, monounsaturated fatty acid; very long-chain fatty acid biosynthetic process. The transcript has a single exon. Lineage: Eukaryota; Metazoa; Mollusca; Bivalvia; Pectinida; Pectinidae. The record is from RefSeq and is a predicted model, not a curated record.
ACCCUCGUGGUCACAGGGAAUAUAGGGCCUCGAAUAUAUCUACAAUUCAUUCGAAAAGGCGGAGGAAAUGGCUGUGUACAACCACUCGUUUGUGUUCGAAUUCGAACAACAAUAUGACCGGGUCUCUUUUAGAGAGUACAUGCAGCGACAUUGGCGCGACAGCUUCAUUUAUUCAGCUGUCUAUGUCCUUGUUGUGUUUUCUGGAAAGAAAUGGAUGGAGAAUCGACCUCGUUACGAGUUGAGGCCCUACCUUGCCCUUUGGAGUGCGCUUCUGGGUGUAUUUAGUAUAUUUGGGGCAGUAAGAACAGUUCCAGAACUGGUUUCCUCCGUGAGAGACUAUGGGAUGGAGUAUUCGCUAUGCAACCCGGUGUACCUUGAGGGCGUGACCGGGUUCUGGUGUUGCAUGUUUGCAGUUUCGAAAGUGUACGAACUUGGAGACACUAUUUUUAUCGUUCUACGUAAGCAACAACUAAUAUUCUUGCACUGGUACCAUCACAUCACUGUUUUAAUUUAUGUAUGGUAUAUGUACCCAGCAAAUCUGGGAUUUGGAAGAUGGUUUAUGGGAAUGAACUACACCGUGCAUUCCAUUAUGUACACUUAUUACGCAGUACGAGCGAUGAAAUUCCAAGUCCCCAAGUUUGUCAGCAUGAUCAUUACGAUUCUUCAAUUGAGCCAAAUGAUAGCCGGUUUCGUCGUCACAUAUAUGACCUACCUGCUGAAUCUAAAGGGUAUUAAAUGUAGCCUCAAUGACCAGCCGAUCAAGUAUGGAAUGAUAAUGUAUGGAACAUAUUUCAUUCUCUUUGCUCACUUCUUUUAUUCAACUUAUAUUGCUGAGAAGCCCAGAUUACACACUUCUGAAAUAACAGAUGGAAAGAAAAUGAGUUGAUGGUCCUGCAGAUAUAUGUUAUUCCAUUUCGUUUACUCAAAAUUCAGACUUCGUACCACACAUGUUGAACUAGAAUUUUCAGUAACAUUUGCAAUACAAUAACUCGUGUUAAAAAUUGUGUAAACAUUCAUUUGGAGCAGCAGCAGGUUGGAAGUCCCAGGCGCGUUCAUUACUGGAACAGGGACCUAAAGCAUCUAAACCAAUCAACCAGCAUUAGCGACACUGUCGUUUGUGGCUGUGAAUAGUGGUUGUAGUGGUUACCCAGGAAUGUUUGUUUAUAUUUGUGCUGGCAACCAAGAUGUUUGACAAGUACAAGGUCCCUUAAUAGAAAUGUGCAACUUUAGAAAUAAUAUUUUGGACACUAUAAAAAGAGAUAAGUCUGCAGAAAUUCAAAAUACUUUGAAAUCCAGAAAACUCAAAACUUGAUUAUGCAAGGAGGAAUAUCAGAAACACUUGUGUUAUUGAUAAUUAUUUGUAAUACUUAUAUACGGAUAGAUGUAGCUUAUUUUUUAUUUCGAUAUUGAACUGAUUUUAGUUAUUGUUACAAUCGAGAUCCUUAUUUAAUUUCUUCUUGUGUGUAAAAGGCUUAUAUUGUUGCAUUCUUCCAUUUUUUUAAUCAACUAUUAUAUGUUGGUGUUUUUUUAAACAUGGUACUAUUGUGGUCUACUUUCCUGUUUGUUUGAAGGGGCAUGCUGAGCAUCCUGUAAAUACCAAUGAACUUUGAUAAAAGCUAUGUACAUUCAAGAAUAUUUGCUUGGAUAAUGGUUUCGGUUGUGAAGAUAAGAAAACUACUAAAUGCACAUUAUUAUAUUGUUCAUUCUGCAGUUCACAUAAUGUUUCCACCAUUUUAAUUGCUUUAAAAAUAUAUGGAAUAUCAAUCUGUAAUUUAGGCUAAGAUCCAUUACAAACAACUUGAAAAAUAUCAUCUGCUUCUUGAAAUAUUUUAUCACAUCAAAUAUAUCAAAAGAAAGCAAGAGCAAAUCACUGAAUUGAAACCCUGCAUAAAUGUAUUUUUAUAUCAAACAUGACACCUUAUACAUUGCAUGCACAUCUUAUAAAAGCUUGGAAAACAUCCCAAUUUGACUCGGCAUUAUUGGAGUAGUGUAAUGUUAUACUGCAUAGAGUAGUUACCAUGUGACUGAAAGGUACAUCAUGACAUACAGACUGGUACAUGUAUCUAGUAAUCAAUAUAUUGGUGCUCUAGCUAUGAGACACUGCAGCAUGGUACAUAUACUUAGUCUCACUCUGAUCUUGUUUGAGCCGUAUGAGUAGAUUUGGUCCUGUGUGCCAAUACAGUAGCAUAAGGUAAUGGAAUUGAUACGUGAUUGAUUUUCUGAAAUAUUUUCAUCUUUAUAUUUCUUUGAUAUUUUCAAUUUUUACUGCUUGCCUGCAGAUUCAUGCUUUAUACUUGCCUGCUUGGUUCCAUGUGUUUACUACAUUUAUUUAUUUGGAGUUUCAAUGGGGUUUUUUAAUACUGCUGAAGCUUACAUUUAUUUUAUGGACCAAAUUUUUCUACCAAUAAACCUCUGUUCAACAAGCAGUUACAGAAACAAGACUAUUUAAAUAAUUCAUUAGAUUUAAGUUUAUCAGCGUUAUCAAGGAUCAUGUGGCGAGACCUUGAAGUAUGACCAUUAGUUACUGACCUACUUUAUUAUCAGGAUAGUUUGGGUGAGUGCACUAUACCCUACAUGUGAUAUAAGUAUUUCAAUAUUUAUUCUACAUGUAUAUAAAACAUGACAAUAACAAUAGUGUGGAUGUUCACAUUAUUGUUGAAUUUCUUUAGAAAGUAUCGGUUUAUUUGUGACUACAUAGUCCAUAGUGGACAUGUUCUUAAGCACUUACUGAUCAGCAGUAUAAAAAUACCCUAGUAAAUUCUAAAUUAAAAUUGCAUUUAGUGCCUGUGUCACUUAUUGUAUGAAACUUUUUUAUUGUAAAAUUCAUGCGACCAGUGUCACUCAGAUAAAAAAAAUCAUGUAUUUUGGAUUGAUGUAUUAAAAUUACAAAGCCUCAGAUAUAAUUAUAGGACAUGAAUGAUUUACAGAAUAAAUGUAUCUAAUCAUAAAAAGGGAUUGAACUUAGUAGAAAUCAAAGCAGAAGUGAAAGUUGUCUCAUGUGCCUGUAGAUAUUUAGUUUUGGUAUUGUAUUUCAAAAUACCUAGCACAGGUCGUUUAUGUUGACUAGGCUAUUAAUAGCAGUGUUUGUGUUUCGGUUUCCUUAACGCUACCCUGACCCACAUGACCCGCUUAUUGAUCCAAAGGUCUAUGUAGUGGCAGUGGUGGGUCUGGAUAUAUUAAUGAUCACUAUGUACAUAUGUCCACGUAAAGGCCUGUAAUUGACCAGUCAGAAGCUGUGAAAACUAAAGGAAAAUGUAAAAA